This is a messenger RNA of Thlaspi arvense, 1010 nucleotides long. The record is from the annotation of a GenBank genome assembly. Lineage: Eukaryota; Viridiplantae; Streptophyta; Magnoliopsida; Brassicales; Brassicaceae.
GUCAACUACAACUAUUUCGGUCAGCGAAGGUUUAGAGCAUGAGUAAUAGAAUCGCCUCUUCUAUCAGUGUCAUACAUUUAUUUGUCGAGAAAAAAAAAUUUGGUUGAAAAACAAAAAUUGAUUUUAUCGUUUCUAUCGAUCCAUCUUCGGUUUUCUUUCUUCUUCUCCGACAAAGAGCACCACGACUCCAGUGACGCCGGAGCUUCUUCUUCUCACAUCGUCGUCAAGGAUCUUCCCAAGGCGAGGAUUGAAAGACGCUUCCAGAGAGGUCGUCUCCGUUAAACUCUAGAGAGUGGACAUCUAAAAAACAGUGAGAAGAGGAAGAAAGCCGAUGAAGAAAGCGGAUACGAUGGUCUCGAAGGAAGGAUUUGAUGACGAGAGUAAGCUUCUCAGAACCGUUUUCGUUGGGAACUUGCCGCUAAAGAUUAAGAAGAAGCUGAUCUUGAAGGAAUUUAGUAAAUUCGGUGAAGUUGAAUCCGUCAGUAUACGUUCUUUUCCCAUUGUCGAUUCGAAGAAGACGAGGAAAGGAGCUAUAAUGUUGAAACAAAACAAUGAGAAAGCGUCAAGUGUUCAUGCCUAUGUUGUGUUUGAAACAGAGCAAUCUGCUGAAGCUUCUCUGGCACAUAACAUGUCUCUGAUCGAUGGGAACCAUAUCCGCGUUGAUCGAGGAUGCCCGCCUCGUAAGAAACUGAAAGGUCAAGAUGAUUAUUUGUAUGAUUCUAAGAGGACAGUCUUUAUGGGUAACCUCCCUUUCGAUGUGAAGGACGAGGAGGUGUAUCAAUUGUUUACUGGGAAGAGUAACCUAGAGAACAGUAUAGAAGCUGUUCGUGUUAUUAGUGAUCCUCACUUGAACAUUGGAAAAGGAAUAGCUUACGUCUUGUUCAAAACAAAAAAAAAUUAAGAACUUUAUACAGUCUUUCCAUUGUAGACGUUAAAAUUAAAAAGAAGUUAAUAAAAUUCUUAAUUUAAAUUAAUAAUAAAUUUAAUCAUAUAAUAUGUUUAAGAACCUC